Messenger RNA from Myotis lucifugus (little brown bat), 1077 nucleotides. It is a transcript of the gene KCNK7, whose product is annotated as potassium two pore domain channel subfamily K member 7. Lineage: Eukaryota; Metazoa; Chordata; Mammalia; Chiroptera; Vespertilionidae. Gene Ontology annotation, cellular component: membrane. Gene Ontology annotation, biological process: stabilization of membrane potential; potassium ion transmembrane transport. The transcript is spliced from 3 exons. The record is from RefSeq and is a predicted model, not a curated record. Bases 32 to 955 code for a protein of 307 amino acids. Gene Ontology annotation, molecular function: potassium ion leak channel activity.
UCAGGACACCCCAGACUCCCAGGCGCACACCAUGGGGGGGCUGAGGCCCUGGGCUCGAUACGGGCUACUGAUCGUGGCUCACCUGCUGGCUCUGGGCCUUGGGGCUGCGGUGCUCCAGGCCCUGGAGGGGCCCCCAGCACGCCGGCUCCAGGCCCAGCUCAGGGCCGAGCUGGCCACUUUCCAGGCGGAGUACGGGGCAUGCUUGCCAACCGGGGCACUGGAGGAGCUGCUGGGCACCGCCCUGGCAGCCCAGGCCCAUGGGAUCUCCAGCCUGGGCAAUGUCUCAAAGGCUGGGAACUGGGAUCUGCCCUCAGCCCUGCUCUUCACCGCCAGCAUCCUCACCACCACAGGUUACGGCCACAUGGCCCCGCUCUCAGCAGGCGGAAAGGCCUUCUGCGUGGUCUACGCGGCCCUGGGGCUGCCAGCUUCCCUAGCACUUGUGGCCACACUGCGCCACUGCCUGCUGCCUCUGCUCAGCUGCCCGGUUGCCUGGGUAGCUGUCCGCUGGCAGCUGACCCCGGCCAGGGCCGCGUUGCUGCAGGCACUUGGGCUGGGCCUGCUCGUGGCUGGUAUCUUCGUGCUGCUGCCCGCGCUGUUGCUGUGGGGUCUGCAGGGCGACGACAGCCUGCUGGAGGCCAUCUACUUCUGCUUCGGCUCACUCAGCACCAUCGGCCUGGGGGACCUGCUGCCUGGUCGUGGCCGUGACCUGAAUCCAGUGCUUUACCACCUUGGCCAGAUCGCACUUCUCGGUUACUUGCUCCUGGGGCUCCUGGCCGUGCUGCUGGCAGUGGAGACGUUUUCGGAGCUGCCACAGGUCCGUGCCUUGGUGAAGUUCUUUGGGUCCAGUGGCCCUUUGACUGCUGAGGACCAAGGUGGCAUCCUGGGUCAGGAUGAACUGGCCCUCAGCACCCUGCCCCCCUCAACUGCAGCCCCAGAACAGGCCCCCGCCUGCUGACAGGUGUUCGGUGAUGGAGUUAACUCCUUUCAGGUGAAGAAGCCUGAGGGGAAUUCUCUAGAGAUGAAGGGGAAGCGUGGAUGUGAGAAUCUCAGAGAAUAAAAUGUUAACAAAAAAUAAAA